GGGGUCUACACUAAACCGAUGGAAAUGCUAGGAAAAGGGGGCGCCUCCGAAUCACCGGCUAAAGACGCACUCCCGAGCCUGGGGCCGCAUCACGCGCGUGCGGCGUGCGCCCCGCCCCCGGGCCCGGAAGACCUCCCGCGAGGCGGGAGGAGGUGGGGCCGGAAUCAGAAAUGGGGAGGAUCCUCGUCCGGGGCCCCGCCCCUCUGGGCCGUCCGGAAGCUGUCGCGGGGCCGCGCCUCCCCCGCUCGGCACAGCCCGGGUUACAGUCGGGCCCGAGGGGCGGAAGGGGGAGGAGGAGAACCUCUGUCUAGUCCCGCCCCCGCUCCUGUACUUCCUCUCCCCUUGUGACUCUCCCCUCGGCUUUCCUGCCUUAGCGUUUGUGCCCUGCUGUAGCUGGCGCCCGAUUCUGACAGCAAGUGCCCCAAGCGGAGGAGGCUGAGGGGCGCCCCCCGCCCUGCAGGCCCUCCGUCUGCUCCCCCGAGGCGGACUCUCCCGCGGGGCACCUCUAGGGGAGAUGUUCGCGCGCGGCUCUCGCACCAAGGGGCUGGGGGCCGGCGCAGGUUCCCUCCUGGCCCUCGGGGCGCGCCUUUGCACAAGCAGGCCCCAGCCCCAGGCUCCCCUGGCCUCCGCAGGGGAGGGAGACUUUACCCAGGCGGCAUCGGCGCGCAGUCGGGGAGAAAGCGAGCCGCGGGGGGGCCUCGGCUUCUGGCAGGAGAGGUUGGCAGAUCAACUGCUGCCCCUCCGGAGACUGAGCUAUGAGGAACAACUAAAGGUCAAGUUUGAAGUGACAAAGAAGACCUUGGAGCAGUUCCAGGGUCGCCUCCACAAGCUGGGUGCCACGGUGAUGGAGGCCCAAGGCCUGGAUGACCUCCUCCAACCUUUCAUCCCAUCACCUGUCAUUGAUGGGUACAGAAACAAAUCUGUCUUCUCUGUAAACCAGGGCCCAGACGGCCGCCCAAGGACUGUGGGGUUCUUUCUGAGAUCCCCCGGAGGGAAGAGGAUGUUCUGUGUACCGGCUGACCAUCUGAGAGCUCUUCCCACCAAGCACUUCCAGGUGGCCCAGUGCUACGAGGCAUUUCUACGACAGGCUCCCCCCGAGCCCAGCCUGGACGCUCACCAGCUUGGGCCCUGGCGCCGGCUCAGAGUGCGGACCAGCCGCCAAGGCCACACGAUGGCCAUCCUCACUUUCCACGCCCAGGGACUGAGCCAGGAGGCCAUCUGUGCGCAGAAGGAAAGAGCGAAGGAGUUCUUCAUGUCGGGACAGGGGUCUGUGUGCGAGCUGACCUCCCUUUACCUGAAAGAGGGGGUCAUGCCCAGCUGCUACCAGCUCCUGGCAGGGGAAGCCCACAUGUUCGAGGAUGUCCUUGACUUGAAACUUCGAAUCUCUCCAGGGGCCUUUUUCCCCCUGAACACGGGUGCCACCGAGGCCCUCCUCCGGGUUGUGGCAGAGUUGGGCGGAGUGGACCGGAGCACCCUUGUCCUUGACCUUAGCCAUGGCACAGGGGCCCCGGGCCUCUCCCUGGCGCAGUGGGCGGCCCAGGUGCUUAGCGUGCGGCUGGCAGGGCAGGCCAUGGAGGAUGCCCAGUGGAGCGCAGAUUUCAAUGAGAUCACCAACUGGCGAUGCCGGCGGCAGGGGGUGGAGAAGGCCAUGGCCCGCCUCAGGAAGGGCCAAGAGGACAGCAAGGUGCUGGCGGUGCUGGUGGCCGCGGCAGACGCUGGCCCGUCUCCCGAGGUCAUCGGCGCCAUCCGGGGCUGCGCAGCCAUCCAGAAGCUGGUGUUUGUGUCUCCCCAGCCCCACAGGGAAGACAUGGAGACCCUGGUGCAGCUCUGCUGCCCGGUGCCCUCCAGCCAGGACCUCGCAGGGGAGCCUUUCAGGCUGAGCCGCGCCGUGCCCGUGGAUGGGGCCCCGCACACCCUGAACUCCCAGCUGGUCCUGGCCUUCACCCGCUGACCCCCCGCGGCGCCCCCCAGGGUCCUGAAUAAAUAGCUGUGGCCCCUCUGA
Molecule: messenger RNA, 2002 nt
Organism: Sarcophilus harrisii (Tasmanian devil)
Lineage: Eukaryota; Metazoa; Chordata; Mammalia; Dasyuromorphia; Dasyuridae
Product: tRNA (uracil(54)-C(5))-methyltransferase homolog
Exons: 13
Coding region: 515-1951 (478 amino acids)
Biological process (GO): RNA processing
Molecular function (GO): RNA methyltransferase activity
Source: RefSeq, a predicted model, not a curated record